UCAAGGAGUGAGAGAGUUGCGUCCCGUGUAGUAUAAAGUGUUACGACAGGGACGGGGACAAAGAUGAAUGAGAACCAUAGCCAAGUACAAACACAAUGUUACAGUCAUCACAUACACCUGGCUUUUUUUACCAACACUGAGCUCUACCAGGCAUUUGUUCGUCAAGCCUGCUUUAUUAUUUUCUUUCGUUGUCUUGCAAAAGCACAAGCUGGGACAUGGUCAGGUUAGUGAUGGCAUCAACCAUCACUUUGUGCUUGGCGAAGCUGUGUUCUACUCCACUUGUCACAGGUGGAAACUAUUUAAUCUUUCCCAUGCAUGUGAAUGUGCCUACACAGCCCAUCCAUUCAAAGCAUGAUCUCACGAAUCCAUCCUCAUUCACUUCCUUCCUUUCCUUCAGGUACCAAAAAAACAGAUCAGUCGAGCAGAAACGAUAACAACCAACUGACCCUUAGUCAACGCACAUUUACAUUAGCC
Molecule: messenger RNA, 474 nt
Organism: Lobosporangium transversale
Lineage: Eukaryota; Fungi; Mortierellomycota; Mortierellomycetes; Mortierellales; Mortierellaceae
Exons: 2
Coding region: 68-355 (95 amino acids)
Source: RefSeq, a predicted model, not a curated record